CUGAUUGGCUGGAAGUGGUGUUCACCCGCAGACUGCAUGGAAUGUCAGACGGGGGUGUCAGCUCACACACGUUUAUUGUGAGGUCAAAGGUCACUCGUGUUUCAGGCUUCACUUUGUCUUGAAGUUUUUCAGGAAAAUGACACAAAAUUCUUGUUCUGAAAUCCAUUCAAAGAAAAGAAAAUGCAACUUCAAAUGUGUGGGCUGUCAUUUUCAAACUGAAUUUGAUCACACUUCAUGUCCCCUGGCUUCACGAAGAAAAAGCUUUAAUCUUCUCUCCAUAUGUUAGAGUUUUCUGUGUGUUUUUUUUUUUCAGUUAGACAGAUCAAAUCAAUCUUAAUGACAUUCCUGUAAGGUUUUAUUAAUGCUCAAGGUGCUUAUAUUUUCAGACUUUCGGUUAUUUUUUUGUUUCCUGUUUGGUUAGAAAACCUGGGGGAGAUGUGCCACACAGCUUAAAUGCUUUCCUGUCGACUGAAGGAGGAUUUUCAACUUUUUCAUCAGAACAAAGUGUUGGCACUUCCUGUUUUCUGAUUGAUUUACUGAACUCCACAUCGAUUAUGCUGUGUUGGAAAUUUUUUUUAUUCAUAAAACAAAAACCUUUCUGUGACGCGAUGUUGCCAAGAAAUCGUUCUUUUCUUUGGAGAUGAGGUGUCUUGUUUGUGCAGAAACAGUGUUUUGCAGCUGAUAUUUGACUCUUGCACAGUUCAAAGUGACAUCACGUUGUACGUUUGGUAUGGAGGUUGUGUUUUCAGUCCGUCUGUGUGUUUUGUUGGUAGUAGAACAUGUCAUAAGUCUUUAUGCUGCUGUCAGUGCAAAGUUCUGGAUUUUUAUUGGCUUUCUUAGCCUGAACUUGUGAAGAUUUUAUGCAGGUGAUUACAAAGUGAUAAAAAGCUGUUGACAUCAGCUGGUGGACUUAAAGUUAAGACUUGUCCGUCCAUGUCUCCUUCUCUGUCUUGACGUUUCUGUGCUGAUGCUGGAUCCUGGCUCAGGUAUUUCUCACCCUGCUGAGACACAGAGGACGAGAUGGAGAGGAUCCCGUCAGUGCCUGGGAACCUGAGGGAUCCUGGAGAGGACACAGAGAGAGGACAGAGGACGGGGGGGAACCAUCAGGGUGAUAAUGCUCUGAGGAGAAAGCAAAAUCAGGUCGUUUUUGUCCUCAUCUGUACCGUGAAAGCGUCCUGUGCAGGAUCUGGUCUGGUGUGAGGGGACUGCAGCACCAUGGGAGCCCCCAGCAACAAGGUGUCUCUCCUCUCAGGUGUGCUGGUGUUCGCGCUGUGUGUCGUCUCUUCUCUCUGCCAGGUUGAAUAUUCUGGAUACCACUCAGGUGAGGAACACCCCUACGAUGGCUCCGUGGUCGACCACUAUGACAGCUUAGCCUCUCCUCAACCAGAGUAUCCGCCGGAGCCGACUCACAGCUACGACGAGGACCAGAGGCCCGAGGAGGAAGACUACGACCCCUACGGCCCCGCCCCCACCCAAGUCACCAUGAUCACCGAGGACGCCUUCCCCUACGCCACCACGGCCGAGUCCCACUACGCCAAGGAGGACACGGAGACCAUGCAGGUCCCGUAUGAGUACCCUCCAGCUGGUCCGGACACAGAGUCCUCGGAGGAGUCCGGGGGCGACGCGGCGCUCGGCGAGGAGGGGCCAACAGAGUGCGACUGUGAGCCCGGGCAGCCUGGAUUCGCUGGCUUCGCGGGACCAAAGGGAUCCCGAGGCCUGCAGGGUAAACCUGGCGAGCCAGGAGCUCAAGGCAGAGAGGGUUAUAAAGGAACCAAAGGGGUUCGAGGAAGAGGAGGAGAGCCCGGCCCUGUGGGUGACCCCGGACCCGAGGGAGAGGAGGGAGCUUCUGGUUUUUCUGGAGCCAUGGGAGAGCCAGGGCUUCCAGGAGACCCAGGAGAGCCUGGAGAGCUGGGUCUGAAGGGUGACGUCGGUAUGGAGGGCCCCCGCGGAGGAGUCGGAGGUCCUGGGGAGACUGGUUCUCGCGGUGGCGCUGGACCUCCAGGACCAAAGGGAGGUAAAGGUAUCAAGGGGUCUCUCGGUGGCGAAGGCAGAGAGGGUCCUCAGGGACGAGCCGGACACAAGGGACAGACCGGAGCUCCGGGGUUUCCAGGUGACAUCGGCGAGAGAGGAUACACCGGUUAUCCUGGACAACCAGGAGCCGUCGGACCCACCGGACCAAAGGGCACUCAAGGUCACGACGGCCUGCCAGGAAGUGACGGCGACCCCGGAGAGGAUGGUCUCGUAGGAGUCCCGGGUUUGAUGGGAGGACCCGGACUGUUUGGCGCCAAGGGCAGUAAGGGGGAUCGCGGUGUGCGAGGACCACGAGGCAGAGGGGGCGUCGAGGGAGCUCAAGGAGAUCGAGGAGAUGCUGGAGAGCCCGGGAAACCAGGACCAAAGGGCCUGCAGGGCCAGACUGGGGCCAAAGGUGAGACGGGACCUGAUGGUGACACGGGUGCAGCAGGGAGGAACGGCAUUAAAGGUGUGAGAGGACAAAAGGGAAGCAGCGGUGACCGUGGAGACAAAGGACAGCGUGGACCAAAAGGCGCCGUGGGGCGUAACGGCGUCCCCGGCCCCGUGGGGCCACCCGGUAUCCCAGGUACCAGAGGAGAGCGCGGCCCCAUCGGCGACCCGGGUGCUAAAGGCCGACCGGGACCCAAAGGAGUCCAAGGUCCCUCUGGUCCUGGUCUGACUGAUGAGCAGGUGCUGCAGCUCUGCAGAGGUGUGGUCACAGCCCAGAUCUCCCAGUACGCCGCCUCCAUCCAGGCCAAGUGCUCCCAGGGCUGCCCCAUCAACAACAGGACACUCAUCGGACCCCCAGGAGCCCGAGGGCCACCUGGAUCACCGGGCAAAUCUGGCAAAGCAGGAAAACCCGGAGCCAAAGGAGCCCGAGGAGUCCAAGGCGACCGAGGACUGGAGGGACAGGAAGGAGCGCAGGGCGUCAGAGGCCAAAAAGGGGCUAAAGGCCUCCCAGGUGAUCCAGGUAAAGGUCUGCCGGGACCUGAUGGACAACAAGGCCUCAGAGGUUUGCCAGGCGAUCCGGCAGAACCCAAAAACGGCAUGGAGGGCCCCCGCGGUCACCGUGGAUUCCCCGGGGCGGUCGGUCAGCCCGGUGCGGUCGGGAUGGCUGGCGUGCCGGGAUUUUGCGAGGCGCGGGACUGCAGCAUUCAUGCGCCGGUGAUGCGCAAAGAGCAGGGCCUGGUGAAGCGACCUGCGGGCUCAAAAAUGUGAACAGGAGUGACGAGGACCGCCGAGACCUUAAAGAGGGGCUGAGAUUCACCUGGUGGCAACUUAAAGGUUCAUCUCACUGAAUUCCAUCUGACAUUAGCACUGGGUUUAAAUGGGCCCAGAAUGUUGUUCGACCUCAGAGCUGCGAAUGAUUCUGUCCCUCGCUGCCCGGCGCUGAAAAUGUCGGCGGUCCGAGUGUGGUGGUGUGGGGCGCUCCGCUGGGGGGGUGGGCAGGUGUGGCAGGAAAGGAAAAACUGCACGAAUUAACCUGGGAAAGACUUUUUAAUCUGAGACACACGAAGCCAACGUUUGACAUUUUAAAGAUUUUGUGCUUCAUAAACAUCCAAACACUGUUAGAGUUUUGACCAGGAACAAGUGAGUCCAGCGUGUUGCGAUUUGAUAAAAACACUAAAUGAUUUGCCGCUCAAUCCUUCCUUUGGUUUAACCUUUGUUUUCUCUAGUUAAAUAAAGAAAAAUAAAAAUAAAUGCCAUGUAAAUAUUUUGUAAAGUAUCUCGAAUACAUGUACCGUGCUCUGAAAUGUGUUCAGAUAAACUGUUGUUUUUGAA
Molecule: messenger RNA, 3792 nt
Organism: Scatophagus argus
Lineage: Eukaryota; Metazoa; Chordata; Actinopteri; Scatophagidae
Exons: 26
Coding region: 1216-3228 (670 amino acids)
Source: RefSeq, a predicted model, not a curated record